AUGCGGACAAAGACCUCCGCUCUUACGAUCCGUCGGAUGAAAGCAAAAGCGACAGCGGCGAGAACUGAGAAACCCAACAAAAGAAAACGCCGGUCAAUUCAAACUACACGGCUCACGCACAUACGCGUGUGGUUCUAACCCUCCGAAAGUGUGUCAGAUCAAAAAUCCAAAGCCCCUACGACUUUGCGACACCCAGUCUCUCUUCACUCUUCUUUCUCCUCGUCUUCACUCUUUCCCACUUUACUUUUCCCUCAUUUUACUUUUCCUGUUUACCAAACACUCUCUUUCUUUCUCACUCACUCUCUCUCUGUCUGAAAUUAGCCGUUGUUGCUCAGUCGCAAUCUCAUUCCUCUCUUUUCUUCUAUGUUCUGCGAAUGUGUGUCGGUGGGAGUCGGAGCACUUACCGCAUUAUUACCACUUAUCACUUCCAUUGAAUAAUUUCUGAAGCUUCUCUUCUAUUUAGUGGCCUUUUUUUCAGCAGUGCAAGCAAGCUUUCACAUUUUUAUCAAUUUAUACUUUUUUUUUUUUUUCCAAUCACAACUGUCCAUGCAUUGACUCCGAUCGCUUUGUAAUUGAUUCCCCUGGUUUCCCUUUGAAUUAAUAUAUUCAAAAGUUGUGAAGAAAUGGAGAAUAAGGCAUGGCUUUGGAGGAAGAAAUCCAUAGAGAAGAUUACUCUUCCCACUGACAAAUAUCCGAAAGGAAAUGAGGAAGAGAUUCAGACACUUCUGGCUGAGAAAGAGGAGCUGGAGAAAGAACUGAAAACUUUAAAUGAUAAGCUUUCUUCAGCUCUCUCUGAAUGUAACACUAAAGAUGAACUUGUAAGAAACCAUGCAAAAAUGGCACAGGAAGCCAUUCAAGGUUGGGAGAAGGUUGAGGCGGAGGCAGUGUCUCUAAAGCAACAACUAGAUGAAGCUGUACAGCAGAGAGUUGCUAGUGAAGAAAGAUUAGUUCAUGUGGAUGCAGCCCUCAAGGAAUGCAUGCAGCAGCUGCGGUAUGUUCAAGAAGAGCAGGAAAAGAGGAUUCGUGAUGCUGUGAUGAAGACAUCAAGGGAAUUUGAGAAAUCCCAGGUGGUUUUAGAGGAGAAGUUAGCAGAAGCCAAUAAAAGACUUGCCAAAUUAGCUUCUGAAAAUUCUCAUCUUGGUAAGGCUCUUUCUUUGAAGGAAAAGUUGAUUGAAGAAUUAAAUAGACAGUUGAAUCAGUUGGAAGCGGACUUUAAUGCAUUAAUGACUAGAUUAGAAUCCACUGAGAAAGAUAAUGCAGCCUGUAAGUAUGAGGUUCGAGUGCUUGAGAAAGAGCUUGAGAUCCGAAAUGAGGAGAGAGAAUUCAAUCGUCGAACUGCUGAUGCAUCACACAAGCAGCACUUGGAGAGUGUGAAGAAAAUUGCAAAGUUAGAAUCAGAGUGUCAAAGGCUGCGUCUCCUGGUUCGGAAACGGUUGCCAGGUCCUGCUGCCUUGGCAAAAAUGAAGAAUGAAGUUGAAAUGCUGGGAAAGGAUUCCACUGAAAUGAGGAGAAAACUGAAUCCAACUGGCUUAAUGUUUGACUCUACAUUUGACAAUGUUUCUGACACUACCAUGAAAAAGAUUAGUAUGCUUACUGAGCAGUUGUGUGCUCUGGAAGAAGAAAACAAAACUCUCAGGGAGGUUCUCGUUAAGAAGACAAAUGAACUUCAAAUCUCCAGAAACAUGUAUGCUCGCACAGCAUCCAAACUAUCACAAACUGAGUCACAUGUGGAUGAAUCAUCAAAAGGUCUGUCAACCAUGGAGCCAAUAAGGAGUAGUCUUAUGCCACAUGAGGUCUCUCUGGCAUCAAUGUCUGACAUUGGCAGCGAUGAUAAGGUUAGCUGUGCUGAAUCUUGGGCUUCUGCUUUAAUUUCAGAGCUGGAACACUUCAAAACCGAAAAACAAAAAGGAGCAUUAUCAAUCAAAACUGUUGGAGCUUCAGACAUAAAUUUGAUGGAUGACUUUGUUGAAAUGGAAAAAUUGGCAGUAGUUUCUGUCAACAAGCCAACUGGAGGUUCUCUUGUUUCUCCAAAUGGUGCCGAUGCAACAGUUGCCCCAGUUGAAACUGAGAAUUCCUCAGAAAUAAUGGCCAGUGAGAUAGUUCCAGUUUCUGACAGUGAGUCAGGCUUCAGUGUAUCAAACCAGGAAAUCAACUUUAAAGAUCCUUUCAAUGAUAAAAUUCCUGUUUGGCUUCAGGAUACUCUGAAACUGGUCUUGGAGCAAACCCAUGUGACAGGAAGAAAUUCUUUAGAUAUACUUGAGGAUAUUAGAAUAGCUUUGUCGCACGUGACACUUUCAAAGCCUGGUGAUCCAGUUGAUGCAAGGGAAAGCUUAAAUCAGUCUGCUGACAUCUCACUGUCAGAGAAGAAUGAUCAGCAGUUAAAAUCAGAUUUGAGUAGAUCUAUAUACAAAAUGAUUGAGCUUAUUGAAGGGAUCAGUUUACCAUCCCCAGAUUAUGGAAACCAAGGGAUUUUUUCCAGGAAGGAAGGGAACUUGUUCUCAUAUAAGAAUUCAGAAACACCUGCAGGCUACGUGGUUCGUGUAUUCCAAUGGAAAACUUCUGAAAUCAGUGAUGUUCUACAGCAAUAUGUUCAUGCAUGUUAUGAUCUAUUGAAUGGAAAGGUCAAUUUUGAUAAAUUUGCCCAAGAAUUAACAACUGCUUUGGACUGGAUUGUAAAUCACUGCUUUUCCCUCCAGGAUGUUUCAAGCAUGAGGGAUGCCAUUAAAAAGCAAUUUGAUUGGGACGAUACACGCAGUGAGAGUGAAGCAGAAGUUGGAACGGUGGCUCGCUUUUCAGAACCAUCACGUGUUCCAAGAGAGCAUUUAUCAUGUUUGAACUCGGCUACUGCUUCAGAUGCCCAUAAUAUUCAAAGAGAAGAGCUGAAGUCAACUAUGGUAGAAGAAAACAGAAAGUUAAAGGUUGAAUUGAUAAAUAUUGAAUCCACAAAGAAAGAAUUGGAAAAAAAGCUUCAGUCAGCUACUGAUAGGAGUGAAUACCUUAUGAAUCAGCUUCAAGAGUCUGAAAAAGUUAUUGCCAGCUUGAAAACUGAUUUACAAAGUCUACACGAACCAAAGGUAAAGAUUGAGGAUCAAACUGAAAAUCACAAGAUGAUUAAUGAAGAUCUGGACACACAGCUUACAGUGGCUAGAGUAGAAUUAAAUGAUGCUCGCCAGAAGUUGUCAUCUUUAGAAGUUGAGCUGGAGAAUAAAAAUACUUGCUAUGAAGAAUUGGAGGCUACAUGUGUUGAGCUCCAGCUCCAGCUUGAAAGUUUGAAGAAAGAAAGCUUGAACAGUGAUCCUAAUCAGGAACAAAAGCAGCUUCGAACUGAUUUGGAGAUAACGACUGCUUCAGAAAAACUGGCGGAGUGUCAAGCGACUAUCUUAAACCUUGGGAAGCAGUUGAAGGCAUUGGCUGCACCGAGGGAAGCAGCCCUUUUUGAUAAAGUAAUCACUAAUCCAACAUUUACAAAUCCGGUCACUCAUCCCACAUUUACAAAUCCCGCUGCUCGCACCACAAGCCCGUUCCAUGACAAGGAGAAGAACCUUAACAGAAGGCCCUCUCUACUAGAUCAAAUGUUAGCAGAAGAUGAUGCUAAAGCUACAGAUCUAAAAUCUCCAGAAACCAAAGAAGUUGAUGGCAAUUCUACUACCUUGGGUCCUAAGGAAACGAUCAAGCCCUUGGAAAAUAUUCUCGUUUUAAAUGGUAAACACCAGGCUGAAGAUGCUGUAGUUGAUGAAUUAUUGGCUAUUGUGCCUAGCAAGAAACACAAAAGUGGGAGUUUGUGGAGAAAGUUUCUGUGGAAAAAGAAGAAAAGCAACAGCAAGAAAACACCCCUUGCAGCAUAACAUAUGUGUGAUAAAAUGUCGGUGCCAAGAGUCCUGUUUUUGAUGGUAGUGGUUCUUUUGGUUGUUGUAUACCUACCCUGAGAAAAAAAUAAGGUCUUGAGUUCUGUUCAUAAUCUGAAAAUGUUGGCAUACCGCUUGACGGCGUUUUGCAUGUUUUUGUGAAAUACUUUGUACA
Ziziphus jujuba (common jujube) is the source of this 4020-nucleotide messenger RNA. Its product is annotated as filament-like plant protein 7. Lineage: Eukaryota; Viridiplantae; Streptophyta; Magnoliopsida; Rosales; Rhamnaceae. The coding region runs from base 624 to 3845 and encodes 1073 amino acids. The record is from RefSeq and is a predicted model, not a curated record. The transcript is spliced from 6 exons.